AUGGAGGGCUUGGGCCACUUCUCCCCGCGGCCCUACCCAGACCUCUGGGAGCCCCCGCCGCCCCGCGAAGAUCGCUCAUCCUCCGCGCGGCUGGGCGGGCUGGGGCCGCAGACGGAACCGGACCUGUGCUCCUGGGCCAUGACUCCCGGCGAGGGGAGCGAGGCCGCGGCGCCCUGGCUGUACCCGCCCUGCUCACCCACCCCCAGCCGGUGCCGGUACCCCGACUCCCCGCGGGAAAGCUGCAGCCUGACCGACGUAGCCCGGAGGCCUCCGGACCGCGCCAAGAAGCACCGGCCGCGCAGCCGGCUCCUGGAAGAUGCGUGGGGGGAGGCAAGGACCAAGCUCCAGGCACAGGGAGGCAGCCCGCACAACCCGGCCUGGCAGCAGCAGCCCUCUUGCCAGCACUGCCCUCCCGCCCGGGGAGAUUCGCCCCCACCUUACCUGCACGGAGCUUACACUCCCCCGCGUGGAACUUCCCGGGUAGAAGAGGUGGCCAGCGGAGACCAGUGGGCAGCACGGGUCUGCAGAGGUCUAGGUCGCUGGUCUCUCUCUUCCGUUCACACGGAGAAGUCUUCUGUGGCCUCCAGAGAGUUGGGGACGCAGUCAGCUUGCGCGUACACCCAGAAAAGACACAGCAAUGAAACGGUGGCGUCAUUAGCCAGCCAGUACUCCCUCUCCAGCAAGGGGGUGCAGAGCCAGCACACCCAGAUCCUCAAAAACAAGCUAGAUGAGGCAGUAAUGUCCUCCAGGGACCAGAAGAUUAUAGCCCUCGUGCUGAGCCGGCUCAAGAAGGCCCAGAGAAUGCGGGAGCUGCAGCAGCAGGCGGCUGUAGCCUGGGAGGAGCUGAAGCGCUCGGACCAGAAGGUCCAGUUGACCCUGGAGAGGGAGCGCCAGCUGCUACUGCAGCAGAGCCAGGAGCAGUGGCAGCAGGAGAAGGAGCAGCGUGUCCGACGGCGGGACAGACAAACGAAGAUCACGACGCAGCAGGAGAGCGGGUGGAAGGGGCAGCUGGAGGACUCGGAGAACCGGCGCCAGGAGACGCUGGAGAGGGCCCCCUCUGAGACAGAGAUGGAGCAUGGGAAGCAGUGCGAGGUCCAGCGCCUGCAAGAGCAGGAGAGGAUGCUGCACGACCUGCGGGAGCAGAACAGCCGCCUGCAGCUUCAGAAGAGGCCAGUGCAGGCCUUUCAAAAGAAGCACACGCACACCACUGAGGGCCAGAAAAAGGUCCAGGAAACCAAUCUUAGCUCUCUAGUUAAUUACCAGGCCCGCAAGGUCCUCAUGGACUGCCAGGCCAAGGCUGAGGAGCUCCUCCGGAAGCUGUCCCUUGAACAGAGUUUUCAGUGGUCCCAAGAGAUCCCCCAGGGCGUGAUUAAAGCGCAUCACCGAGAGCCCAAGGAGAAGGUCCAGAAGGAGGACGCACAGUUCCAGCAGGUCAAAUGGCGCCCAGGGGAGUCCGAGGAGCAGAGGAAGGAGCACAAGCGGCUGCUUGUGGAGCUUGCGAAACAGAAGAUCCUGCAGACCAGAAGUAAGGUCCACAAGAACAUCAGCGACAAGGCACAGCACCUUCGGGAGCUCAGCAUCCUGCGGGAGAACACGCAUCACAUCCUGAAGCUGAAAGCCGAGAAGGAGGAAAAGAGUCACGUGGAUGGCAUCAAGGAAGCCAUGAGGAAAAAGGAGCGGAGGAUCGAGCAGAUCUCGCGAGAGAAAGAUGCACCUUCGGAGGGAUUCCAAAAGAUCUCCAGGGCCGCCGGGACAGACAACGCGAGAGCGCCUGCCAGCAGCUGCUUUGAUCGGGCAGCCCGGGGGGCCCAGGAACCCGCUGGGCAGCAGAGAGGGGGCUACUGA
Molecule: messenger RNA, 1845 nt
Organism: Phacochoerus africanus (Common warthog)
Lineage: Eukaryota; Metazoa; Chordata; Mammalia; Artiodactyla; Suidae
Gene: CCDC185
Product: coiled-coil domain containing 185
Exons: 1
Coding region: 1-1845 (614 amino acids)
Source: RefSeq, a predicted model, not a curated record